AUGGCAGACGAAGGUGCUCCGAAGGAAUCGUGGCUCCAUGAUUUUGUGAAGUGUGUGGAUUUUGCCGCUAAAAAGCACACAAAACAAAGAAGAAAAGAUCCAGAGAAAACCCCUUACAUCAACCAUCCUAUAGGAGUUGCACACAUCCUGACAUCUGAAGGAAACAUUUCUGAUAUAAAUGUUCUGCAGGCAGCAUUACUCCAUGACACCAUUGAAGAUACAGACACCACUUAUGAUGAGAUUGAAUAUUUGUUUGGCAAAAAAGUUGCUGAUAUUGUACUAGAAGUUACAGACAACAAGGGCCUAACAAGAGAUGAGAGAAAAUUAGAACAAAUAAAAAAAGCCAAAUCCGUUUCCCACGAAGCUAAAUUAGUGAAACUGGCCGACAAACUUUACAACUUGAGGGAUUUAAACAGAGCAACACCAGAAGGUUGGAGCCUGAAAAGAGUGCAAGAUUAUUUUAUCUGGGCAUCAAAAGUUGUGGAAAACUUGAGAGGCACCUGUCUGCCUAUUGAGAAUCAAUUAGACAUUUUAUUUAAAGAAAGAAAUGUUUUAGUUUAA
Helobdella robusta is the source of this 561-nucleotide messenger RNA. RefSeq lists its product as hypothetical. Bases 1 to 561 code for a protein of 186 amino acids. The transcript has 4 exons. NCBI's taxonomy places the organism in Eukaryota, Metazoa, Annelida, Clitellata, Rhynchobdellida, Glossiphoniidae. The record is from RefSeq and is a predicted model, not a curated record. Gene Ontology annotation, molecular function: guanosine-3',5'-bis(diphosphate) 3'-diphosphatase activity.